AUGGUGGGUACUCGUCGUAAUGGUAACCCAUCUAGUAGCAGUAGUCAGAUGCCUGAAGUGGAACCGCACCAUCUUUUGGAGAUGAUUCAUGGAUUAGUGGUGAAUCAGCAAUUCUUGGCCGGACACUUGCAGCGGGAGCCUCAGCACCAGCCUCCCCCUCGUCCAGAGUCUAGUGUUAGGGAGUUCCGGUAUAUGCGGCCUCCUUCUUUCUCUGGUGCCGAAGGACCUUUAGCAGCAGAGGAGUUUCUCAAGGUCACAGAGACUAUCCUUACGGUGACUCGUAUUCCCCAUGCAGAGUGGGUAGAUCUCAUGGAUAUUCAGCUCACCGACACUGCUCGGAUUUGGUGGACUGCAGAGAAGGCUCAUUUGGAGAGACCGAUUUCGUGGGAUACCUUCACAGACCGUUUCAACAGGAAGUACUUUCCUCAGUCGGCUCAGGACGAGCUUUUGGAAGAUUUGUUGAGCUCAAGCAAGGACGUCGAUCGGUUGAUGAACCCUACCAUAAGGAGGCAUCAGUUUCAAAAGGGCCUGGAUAAGUAUAUCAGGUUUGCUUUGGCUGGUAGAGCACUUGCGACUCACGAUGCCGUGUUGGAUGCAGCAUGCGAGAUCAAGAGCAUUCAGAAGGAACCUGAAGACCCACAUGUGAUCCAGAGCAGGACACCAGCAGCUCCAGCCCGAGAUGACGAGCGUCCACCUUCUAGGCAGCAGCAAAAUCCGCAGCGACAGUAUUUUUCUCAGCGCCAGCCACUUCCUCCUGUGCAUCCCUAUCAGUACCCUGGAGUGCAGACUCUCGGCCAGCCUUCGGAGAAGUGUUCCUAUUGUAGUUUCCGUGGGCAUACCCAUCAGAAGUGCCCCAAACGUCCUCGUUUGUGCUUCAACUGUAGAUCCCCUGACCAUGUCAACCGGGAAUGUCUGCAGCGACAGUAA
This is a messenger RNA of Asparagus officinalis (garden asparagus), 927 nucleotides long. RefSeq lists its product as uncharacterized. The transcript has 2 exons. Lineage: Eukaryota; Viridiplantae; Streptophyta; Magnoliopsida; Asparagales; Asparagaceae. The record is from RefSeq and is a predicted model, not a curated record. The coding region runs from base 1 to 927 and encodes 308 amino acids. Gene Ontology annotation, molecular function: nucleic acid binding; zinc ion binding.